Suillus paluster is the source of this 1545-nucleotide messenger RNA. RefSeq names its product UV-endonuclease UvdE-domain-containing protein. Gene Ontology annotation, biological process: response to UV; mitochondrial DNA repair; nucleotide-excision repair. The record is from RefSeq and is a predicted model, not a curated record. The transcript has 8 exons. Lineage: Eukaryota; Fungi; Basidiomycota; Agaricomycetes; Boletales; Suillaceae. Gene Ontology annotation, molecular function: endonuclease activity. Gene Ontology annotation, cellular component: mitochondrion; nucleus. Bases 1 to 1545 code for a protein of 514 amino acids.
AUGGAAGCAAUCGCUGCAGAGCUACGGCCUGGGCGAACUCUUAGGCCAAGAGCUGCGAAGGCGCCGAAGACGGUGCUGUCAGAACAAGGCGACGAAUCGGACUUAACCUCCCUGGAGGAAGAGGCAGAGCACAUAACGAAGACUCCGAAGUUUCGUCAUAAGACUGUCCCACGGAACAAUAAGAAAGUGCCGCUUAACAAAGACAUGGAAGAAGCUUGCUCUGGCUUGGUUGAAGAUCUUUCCAAAGGAACGGGACCAAAGAAACGAAAACUUGAAGCUCCUGCUAUAGAAGAUGAUGCAGCGUCUUUUGAUGAGCACCCUUCCAAGAAGAAGCGUAAGCGUGCCCCUAAAGUAGAGCCCGUAUAUGUUAUUCCUGAGGUUGAGAGAAAGCAAACCACGUUCCGCGGGCGUCUGGGGUACGCGUGUUUGAACACUAUUUUACGCACCAAAAAGCCUGCAGAUGAGGCAGUAUUCUGCUCGCGGACCUGUCGCAUUGAUACCAUCAAAAAGAAUGGCAUAGAGUGGGUCAAGGACCUUGGUCGACGCAAUGUUGAAGAUGCGCUCAAGAUUAUCGAAUGGAACGAAGAAAACAAUAUACGCUUCAUGAGAUUAUCAUCUGAAAUGUUUCCGUUUGCCUCCCACGAACUGUAUGGAUAUUCCCUAGACUACUGUGCCCCCGUUCUAGCCAAGGUUGGCGCACUGGCAAACAAAUAUGGCCACCGACUUACAGUUCAUCCGGGCCAAUUCACUCAGUUGGGCUCUCCCAAGGAUUCGGUAGUCAAAGCCAGUAUCCGCGAACUUGAGUACCAUGCGCAGAUGCUCAACCUUAUGGGCAUUGGACCUGACGGUGUCAUGAUUAUCCACGGAGGAGGGGUCUACGGUGACAAAGAGGCAGCGCUCGCUAGGAUUCGCAAGACAGUCGAGGAGGACCUUCCUAAGAACGUCAGGGACCGCCUAGUACUAGAAAAUGAUGAGCUCUGUUAUAAUGCUGCAGAUCUCCUACCGAUAUGCGAAGAGUUGGACAUCCCACUCGUCUUUGACUAUCAUCACGACAUGCUCAAUCCAUCUCUAGAUCUCCCUCCCUCGGAGAUUAUUACACGCGCCAACGUAAUUUUUGCCAGGCGCGGCAUCAAGCCUAAGCAGCACUUGAGCGAACCUCGUGAAGGUGCCGUCACCGUCAUGGAACGUAGAGCACACGCGGAUAGGUGUCAGAGGCUACCCGAAGACUUGCCAGAUGAUAUGGAUCUGAUGAUUGAGGCAAAGGACAAGGAGCAGGCUGUCCUUCACUUAUAUCGUAUAUAUAAUCUACAGCCCGUCAUUCACGCAUCACUUCGACCCCCCGCUGUCAUUCAGACCAAGGAAACUAAGGGCCGUAAGUCAAACAGAAAGACCCGCUCCAAAAAGGAUGCCGUUGCAGGAGAACACACACUCGACGCUGACGCUAAGGGCCUCGAGAUGGGUGUCGGUAUAGAAGGAGACGAGGAAGAUGACGCAGGGGUCCUACAAAUCGUAAUCUCGGGAGAUUUUGUUCAGCGAGGUCCUUGA